Messenger RNA from Metarhizium brunneum ARSEF 3297, 1230 nucleotides. RefSeq names its product Mitochondrial inner membrane magnesium transporter mrs2 (gene mrs2). NCBI's taxonomy places the organism in Eukaryota, Fungi, Ascomycota, Sordariomycetes, Hypocreales, Clavicipitaceae. Gene Ontology annotation, molecular function: magnesium ion transmembrane transporter activity. The record is from RefSeq and is a predicted model, not a curated record. Gene Ontology annotation, biological process: mitochondrial magnesium ion transmembrane transport. Gene Ontology annotation, cellular component: mitochondrial inner membrane.
AUGCGUCUACAUCAUUCAUUCUCUAGCCAUGCUCGCCGAAUAGGACAUGUGCAUGCAUCACGGUUACCGCCAUGUCAACUCGUCGCGCGACUGGCAUCGCGAAACCAUGGCCAAGUCCCCUUUCCGCGGACCUACAGCUCCUCCAAUGCGGCCGCCAACAGCCCGGCCACUACGCAAAAAGGGCUCUUCGACCUCGCCAUUGACAUCGCUCGAACGCCCAUGAAUGGUAAUGUAGAGAUGCAAUUCACGCAGUUUGACCCCGCGGGCGCUGCCACUUCCAAGAGCCUGACCAAGGUCGCCAUCGCCCACGAGUACCUCCUGAGCGCUCGGGACCUGCGCAUAAUCGAUCUACCAUCCAACGGAUUCCCGCACAUACUGAUCCGGGAAAACACCCUGCUGAUCCACCUGUUUGAUUUACGGCUCCUCGUGCAGGCCGACAAGGUUCUGCUGUUCAACGUGGACAGCGUCGAGGGGGACAACACCACCUGCCGCGUCUUCACCCACGAUCUCGAAGCCAAGCUUCACAGGCGGCAGGCCCCGUACAAAAAGGCCAAUGAGGCGUUUGAGCUGCGCGUCGUCGAGGUCGCCCUCGCGUCCGUCACCUCGACCCUGGAAGCCGAGUACCUGCUCGUGAAGCGCGACGUGUCGAGGGCCCUGCAAACCCUCGACCAGCAAAUGGCGGACAAGGAGGGGGCGCUCGUCUACUCGGCGCUGCGAGAGCUGCUCGACAUUUCCCGGAGCCUCGCCCGCAUCGAGAAGCGCGCGCGGCUCGUGCGCAAUGCCAUCCAGGAGGUGCUCAACGACGACGCCGACAUGGCCGACAUGUAUCUCACCGACAAGCAGCGCGGCCGGCGGCACCUGGUCCACGAGCACCAAGAGGUCGAGUACCUGCUCGAGGCGUACUUCAAGGCCAACGACGCCAUUGCGCAGGAGGCGGCUAGUCUGGCGGAGAAUAUCCAGAGGACAGAGGAGACGGUCAAGUCGAUUCUGGACGUGCGGCGCAACCAAAUCAUGCUGCUCGAGGCCAAGGUGGAGAUUGCCAUGCUCAGCCUGGCCGCGGCAACGCUGGUAGCGGGCUGGUAUGGCAUGAAUGUCGUGAAUUAUCUUGAACAGUGCCCCUGGGCGUUUGCCGUGCUCGCUUCGGGCUCUCUGGUUGGCAGCGCGUUGAUAUGGAGGUCCAUGAUUCGGCGUUUGCGGCUUAUUCAACUGCGUACGACGAGAAAGGAGUAG